CCGCCCUUCUCUAAGAUGGCUUCCGGUCGGCAGCGGGGAGUCUGGGUGCGCUCCGGGAGGAGCCAGGGCGGAAGCGGAAGCUGAUUGGCCCGCGAGUGUCCGUAGCUGCCGUAGCUUGGGGCUGCGAUGUGAAGGGUGGGAGCUCCUGCAGGCGUCGUCUCUAAAUUGCGGCGACUGCAGCGAGGGAGGCUCGGACAAGGCCAGGGGGCUUCUUCGGCGGCCGGCCGUUUGGGCCGCGGGAUGAGGAAGCGGACCGACGCCGUUGCCUUGGAGCAUGAACGCUGCGUCGCCUUGGGCUCGUCCUCCCCGGGCUCGACUGCCGCGGUGCUGGACGCAGACUGCCGCCUGAAGCACAACUUGCGCCCGGCUGGCAAGGGGCCAGCUGAGCCGCGUUGCACCGAGGACAAGGACAUGAAACGAGCGCUAGGCAGGCGAAAGAAUAUGUGGUUUCGACUGAGGAAGAUACUUUUUUGUGUUUUGGGGUUGUAUGUUGGCAUUCCAUUUCUUAUCAAACUAUGUCCUGGGAUACAGGCCAAACUGAUUUUCUUAAAUUUUGUGAGGGUUCCUUAUUUCAUUGACUUGAAAAAACCACAGGAUCAAGGUUUGAAUCACACCUGUAAUUACUACCUCCAACCAGAGGAAGACGUGACCAUUGGAGUUUGGCACACUGUUCCCGCUGUCUGGUGGAAGACCGCUCAAGGGAAGGACCAGAUGUGGUAUGAAGAUGCCUUGGCUUCUAGUUACCCUAUAAUCCUGUAUCUGCACGGGAAUGCAGGCACUCGAGGAGGUGACCACCGAGUGGAACUUUACAAGGUGCUGAGUUCCCUUGGUUACCAUGUGGUCACCUUUGACUACAGAGGUUGGGGUGACUCAAUAGGCACACCAUCAGAGCGGGGCAUGACCUAUGAUGCACUCCAUGUUUUUGAUUGGAUCAAAGCAAGAAGUGGAGACAACCCCGUGUAUAUUUGGGGCCACUCCCUAGGCACUGGAGUGGCAACAAAUCUGGUGCGGCGCCUCUGUGAGCGAGAAACACCUCCAGAGGCUCUUAUAUUGGAAUCUCCAUUCACUAAUAUCCGUGAAGAAGCAAAGAGCCAUCCGUUCUCAGUGAUAUAUCGAUACUUCCCUGGGUUUGACUGGUUCUUCCUUGAUCCCAUUACAAGCAGUGGAAUUAAAUUUGCAAAUGAUGAAAAUGUGAAGCACAUUUCCUGCUCCCUGCUCAUCCUGCAUGCUGAAGAUGAUCCAGUUGUGCCCUUCCAGCUUGGCAGAAAGCUCUACAACAUUGCUGCACCAUCUCGAAGCUUCCGAGACUUCAAAGUUCAGUUUAUCCCCUUUCACUCAGACCUUGGCUAUAGGCACAAGUACAUCUACAAGAGUCCUGAGCUUCCUCGGAUACUGAGGGAAUUCCUGGGGAAGUCUGAACCUGAGCUCCAGCACUGAGCUCACUGCUUGAAGGAGCAUGAAGACCUCUGCCCUCCUCCCUGUUCCUCCGAUCAACCCAGCACCCUGGAGCCCAGGUACCAGGGUCUACAAUGCCCCUGAAGAGAGGACUCUGAUGCCAGCUAGGACAGGUAGAAGAGGCCCCAGCAGACUGGUCACCAGGAGCAUGGAUUUUUGUGGAAAAUGUGAGUGGCAGGCAUAUGGUCCUCUCUUCUUGCUGCCGUACAACCUGAGCUCUUGUUGAAAAGACUGACACAGCAAGCUAGCCACAGGCUGGUCAAUCGCAUACUUGCUGAGCUGGGUGUGGAGAACAGAGCAGGAGGCAUAAACUCCUGAGACCAAACUGAGCUUUCUAAGACCAUCCACAAGAAUGUGGGGAGACUCGGGUUCUUCUCUUUCUUCCCAGCACAUGCAGAAUGGACUCUAAUGGUUCCAUCAUCCCCUCCUGCCCUGUACACCCCAUAUGCCUUCUCCCUGCCUCCCUAGGCAGACCCUACCACACGGGGUGGGGGGGGGGUGUUGCGGUACCUAUGAUCUGUACUACUUCUGCUUUCUGCCCACCUGUUUGCCUAACCUGGCCCUAGGCUGAGCAUUUAUUUAAUAAAAUCCUGGUGGUGGUCUGUGU
Molecule: messenger RNA, 2062 nt
Organism: Phyllostomus discolor (pale spear-nosed bat)
Lineage: Eukaryota; Metazoa; Chordata; Mammalia; Chiroptera; Phyllostomidae
Gene: ABHD12
Product: abhydrolase domain containing 12, lysophospholipase
Exons: 13
Coding region: 241-1437 (398 amino acids)
Biological process (GO): monoacylglycerol catabolic process; phosphatidylserine catabolic process
Cellular component (GO): endoplasmic reticulum membrane
Molecular function (GO): monoacylglycerol lipase activity; phosphatidylcholine lysophospholipase A1 activity
Source: RefSeq, a predicted model, not a curated record